AUGAUAAUGAGGAGGAGGAGGAAGGGGGUGAGACACCCGCGGCCAUGCAUUUUCUCUGUCCGGGCAAGAAUUUUAUAAGUGUGUCAUCUGGACCAGCGAAGGGAACGGGUGCAGGCGACAAAUGUAGAGCAUCGUAAGAAAUGGGCGGGUGUAAGAGAACAGACAGGAAGCAAGACAGAAGCAGGACAAUCGACGGGGACAAACCGACUUACGAAUAGAUACUUUCGGACCUUGGCUCUCCCAAGAAUUUCUUUAUACACAGAUGUAUAGGGAAUGAUGGUGGAGGACGACCCACCGGGAGGACCCCACAUGGCCGCCAUCCCAUCCAUAGCUCUGUUGUAGCAGCACCCGCUGCAGCAGCAGCAGCAGCAGGCACCAGGAAACGCUGAUCCGUCUGCCUGCCGUAGCCUGGGCUGGCUGUAGUAGCUCUUUACCCUCUCCUGGCCGCGUCGUAGACUACUCAGUGCCCUACUACUCUAUAGUGGUGUGCGUGUGUGUGGGUAGAGUCGCAGCGGGUGAGAGGAGGUUGCGUGAGUGUGUAAAAUCUGGAUGGACGGUACUUGAACCGAUCUUGGUCGAGCGGAGGACGGAGGGAAGGAACUAGGGCACACGGGGUAGCAUUUCGACCAUUAUGGUUUCCCUCAUUUCUGUGUCUUAUCACCGUUGUCUGUGUCGGAGUGUAGAGCUGGAUUUGUUCAUCCGGAUGUCGGGACUGGAGUUGAGCAAUCAGUGAGGUUUUCCUGAGGGUGGUGUGGGCUUGCGGACUCAUUCUGCUGACCAAUCGCGGCUGCUUCAUCGUCUUCGUUCAUUUGGAAGUGUGUGUAGGCCGCGGAAGGUAGUUCCUGAGCGUUAACGAGGGUUGCAAGCGUUUUUAGGUUCUGGGUUAUUCAAAUUUGGGCAGCUCCUCGACUCGGGUUGUGGCUGUUCAUCCCACAGAUACUGUGGAUUUGCCUUCUUCGGUUGUCUGUACAGUGUAGGGUUCACGGUCGCGCUUAAACACACUUCCCUCUCCGGUUUGGGUUGGAGGAAGAGCUCAAUGCAACAGUCUGGCUAGGGCGUCUCCUUUAGGGUCGCGGUUAGAAGCUAUAUAUAUAUAUAUAUAUAUAUCAUCACUUCAGCAACUAAGUUGAUUAGCGAGAGAUUGUGUUCAUGGCAAGAAAGUGAACCUUGCGAUGACGAGAUGCGAGUUGGAGAAGGGUAUCUGGAAGUAGUGAGCUGUCAGGUAAGUGAAGCGGUGGGCUUCGUGAGGUAGAGGAAGCAGAUAAUGGUGGGUGAGGCACCAUCGUGAGAGAUUGGACAAGAUCUUUCAGUCUUAAUUGCUCGUUGGAGUUCAGAACGGCGUCGACGGAGUCAUCGUGGGCCAUUUCGAGCACGAUUUGAGCGACAUGCGAUUUGAAGAGGUAGCAGCGACCGAGGUGGGCGCGCCUGUACGGCAUGAGCCGAAGCUUGUGACAGAGUAUCGGGGAGGGUAGGAGUUUGAUACUCCCCGGUGGAGCUUGCGGAUCCGAGGUGGGAGAAGAAGAGCUAUCAGGGAGUGUUGGUUAAGGCAUCGUGGAACCCUGGGCGCUCAGUUCUGGGCUUUUGGGUGGUUAGCCGUACGGCGUACGGGGCGGGUUGGCGCAGCUCUUGCUUCUUCAAUCUGUUGCGAGUCGAAUUGGAUAUUCGCUGGCCAAUCUCUCCAGGCAAAAGCCUCGUGGAAGCAGCUGGUGGAAUGUGGGCAUGAGAAGGAUCUUUGAGACGAAUGCUGUCUAAGACCGGAUCCCUGGGUUUUGGAAAAGGUGGCACAGAACAAGAGGGCAUUGCGCACUGAUAAGGUAUAGUAGAAAGCAGUUAGCGAUUGCACCGUCUCAGCUCCCCGUGUCCUGGCUCGGUAUGCUUGAGCCAGGGUUAAGGUUAUCGAUGGGCAUCAAAACCGAAAAACUGGGUGACAGCGGAGGGCGUGAGAGGAGCAUGGCAAGCGGGGUAGGGGAAAGCGUGGAUCGGCUGGAUGCGCAGCUGUGGCAUGCGUGUGCGGGAGGCAUGGUUCAACUCCCGCAGGUGGGUGCGAAAGUGAUAUACUUUCCUCAGGGGCACGGAGAACAAGCUGCGACGACUCCUGAUUUCUCCGCAUCGAUGGGUCCGUCAGGAACGAUACCGUGCCGAGUAGUGUCAGUAAAUUUCCUGGCGGACACGGAGACGGACGAGGUGUUCGCACGAAUGCGGCUGCAGCCGGAGGGACUGCAUGGAUUGAACGAUAUGACGGAGGAAGCCCCAUCGUCCCCUCCUCCCGAGAAGCCGGCCUCGUUUGCGAAAACGCUGACGCAGAGCGAUGCGAACAACGGAGGAGGAUUUUCGGUGCCGCGGUAUUGUGCGGAGACAAUAUUUCCGCCUCUGGACUACUCGAGCGAUCCUCCCGUGCAGACCGUCUUGGCGAAGGAUGUGCAUGGAGACGUGUGGAAGUUUCGGCACAUAUACAGGGGGACCCCAAGGCGACAUCUGUUGACGACGGGGUGGAGCACGUUUGUGAAUCAGAAGAAGCUGGUAGCAGGGGACGCGAUCGUGUUUUUGCGCAGCGCUUCGGGGGAGCUGUGUGUGGGAGUGAGACGGUCGAUGCGGGGCGCGAGUGGCGGGGACUCGUCGACAUGGCACUCGUCUGCUAACGCGACGCGGGCAUCGCGUUGGGAGGUGAAGGGGACUGAGAGUUUUUCGGAUUUCUUCGCCGCAGUGGGCGACAAUGGUCACGGGGGAUCGAGCAACGGGGUGUCGAGAUCAGGGAGUCAGGGUGCGUCGACGACGAGCAGCUUUGCGCGGAACCGCGCGCGUGUGACUGCGAAGUCUGUACUGGACGCCGCUGCACUUGCAGUGGCAGGAAAGCCGUUUGAGGUUGUGUACUACCCACGUGCGAGUACAGCAGAGUUCUGCGUGAAGGCUGGUCUGGUGAAGCAGGCCCUGGAUCAUACGUGGUACGCAGGGAUGCGAUUUAAGAUGGCAUUCGAGACGGAAGACUCGUCCAGGAUCAGUUGGUUCAUGGGAACGAUCGCGGCGGUGAAACCAGCGGAUCCCCUGUUGUGGCCGAAUUCGCCAUGGCGCGUCCUUCAGGUAACAUGGGACGAGCCGGACCUGCUGCAGGGUGUGAGCCGUGUGAGCCCUUGGCAGGUGGAGCUGGUGGCUACGCUGCCAAUGCAGUUGCCCCCGUUCUCGUAUCCGAAGAAGAAGCUGCGUGCUGUCCAGCCCCAAGAGCUGCAGUUGCAGGCACCCGGGCUGCUGAACCUGCCGCUGGCAGGGUCGAGCAGUUUCGCGGGGCAGUUGCCGACCCCAUGGGGCGGCCCUGCACUUUUAGAAAACGCCUCUGCAGGCAUGCAGGGAGCCAGGCAUGAUCGCUUUAACGGGCCUCCAUCCAUGGAUUUCCGGUAUAGUAAUUACAAACGUGCUCGAGAGCACCCGAGCGAGAACCAGUACGCGGAGCAGGGGCAGACUUCUCCCGCCGGUAGCGCACGGGUGGUGUUGAGCGACCCCCUAUGUGGUGACAGUCACCACCAGUUCUCUUUUUUGAGCAGCGGACAGGCGCACAAUGGUGGGCAGCAGCAGCAACAACAGCAGCAGAGCUCGCAGAUGUCGGGUAGCGGGCUGACGAUGGGGCUGAUGCCAGGUGGGAGCCCGACGAGAGAUGACGGUGGGAGCAAUUCGAAGUCGAAGUUGAAGAGCAGCCCCGCUCCGACAACGUUUUUACUGUUUGGGCAGUCCAUCGACCCGAGCAGCAACUCGAAGGCUGCGCAGGAGCAGUGCGUGGCAUCGGCGAGCAGCUCUGUGGAGGGGUCUUCUCUGUUCCAGGAGGGGCUGCGAGUUUCGCCGACGAGUUACUCGUCGUCGGAUAACACGUUGGAGCACAAGGACAGGAUGAGGAGAUUCAAUGCGGACCUGAACGGCGCGUCGGGAGGGACGGGGGAUGGGGCGAUGUCAAGGUACCGGCAGAACGAGGGCGGGCCGUGGCCAGAGCUGUCGAUUGGGACGGAGGUGGGGAGCUUGAAGUGGUUUAAGGAGCAGCGGUUGGAGAAGGAGAAGGGGUCGAACGAGGCGCUCCAGCACUGCAAGGUGUUCAGAGAGGGCGAUGAGGUGGGGCGGACGCUGGACCUGGCGAACUUCAAGUCGUAUGAGGAGGUGUACGAUCGUUUGGCAGGGAUGUUCAGCGUUCCGGCAGCGAGUUUCAAGAAUCGAGUGGUUUACCAGGAUGGCGAGGGGUGUACGCUGCCAGUGGGUGCGGAGCCAUACGGGAACUUUGUGGCAGCCGUGAGGCGGCUGACAAUUCUUCCGUGAAGAAGGCAAAUGGGGGUUUUGGGUGUGCGAUCAUAGCUCAGUAGGUCUUUUUUACAUGAUAUAAGAGUAGAUUUGGAAGAACGUACGUACCGGCAGUAAUGAGUGAUGGGGCUGGCUUCGUUGCAAUGGGUGGAGUGUGAGACGUGUUCCCGUAGAUUAUGGUGGGGGAGGUGGCACGGGAGGGUUGUGGAUAAGAAUUGCACAAACCGAACGUACGAUUUCACACAAGGGUGGAGUGGAAGCCAUGCAGGGUAUAUGUGUGUAAUACAGCUUUCGCCGAAGUGGACAAGUGUAAAGCGUUCCAGGGUUUGAGAUGGAAUGAUUUUGUGACUAAUGCAGUGGCACUUCGAUUAUUA
Messenger RNA from Physcomitrium patens, 4649 nucleotides. Its product is annotated as auxin response factor 8. Gene Ontology annotation, cellular component: nucleus. Gene Ontology annotation, biological process: regulation of DNA-templated transcription; response to hormone. NCBI's taxonomy places the organism in Eukaryota, Viridiplantae, Streptophyta, Bryopsida, Funariales, Funariaceae. The record is from RefSeq and is a predicted model, not a curated record. Gene Ontology annotation, molecular function: DNA binding.